AUGUCCUUACCCCCCUCUGGCCCUCAACCGCCGGCAGACCAACCUCUACCUGAGCCUCAUCCUCAGUCUCGGCCUCAGUCUCAACACCAGUCUGAGCCUCACUCCCAGCUCCAGCCUCAGCCUUCAUCUCUUGCGCCGCCUCGGACAUCCACCACCGCCGAACAACGUGCUGGUGGCAAUUCCUUCCCCGUCUCCUUCAGGCGUUCCAUCCAGCCCAAUCCGUCCCCGACCAGCCUCGUGCCGUCUACCGCUGAGGGCAAGCCGAUCCCCGUCGAUGAUUCGACUGUAGAGUACCGCACCACCGCUCUCCGAGAGCUCAAUCACAACUUUCCGAGCCAUCGUUACGCCAAGUCGACCGGCGCCCAAAACAGCACAUACUCGGAGCCCGUUAUUGUCCGAAGCUAUUACCCCCCGCUGCCAUCAAGCAGGCCGUCGAGCUCGUCUCGUGGUCCCAUUGUUCACGGACCAUCCGUCUCCGGUCCUGGUGCCGCCUCCGGAUCCCAGGUUAGCCGAUUUGCCGAAGCAGUCGCCGGUGUCCCUUCUAGAUUCGUGUCCGGAGAGCCCGGCAUGUUAAGCACCAUGGUGUUGUCCUUUGGAAAGAAACCCGUAAACGGCCGUGCCGAGGAUGAGGCCCGCCUGCCCCCAGUGGACGCCUUUAGCUUCAAGAGCUUUAUGGCCAAUAUCGAGGCCCAGGGCGGCGGCGUUGCUGGUGAUAUCAAUGCUGAUCUAGACCGGAUUGCCGAGAUUUGUGCCAGGUCCAGGUACUCGCUGAGCAACCAAUACGAAGUCCAUUAUACUCCCCAUGGAUCUGGAUCCUCUUUCUUCAACUCCUCGACCCAGUUAAAUGAUUCUCAAGGUCCAACCCUGCAGGUAGUCUCCACGGACGACGAGCAAAGCGUAGGAGCAUCAACCCGUAGGAGGAGACGCAUGGCUCGAAGGAAUAGCAGAGCCGUAGGCACCUUAGAAACCAUCAUAUCGUCCAGUCGCUCUUCGGAUGAGGAACAGCCUGGCAGGAAAAAGACCGCCUCUGAGAUCGCUGAAGAAAUUCGCGGCCGGGCGGCACAAAAGAGUUCGGCCCACUCCUCUCACAGCAGCUCUUCCAGCGAAACUCUUGAUGAGCGAAGAGACACGCACCAAGAGGAGGCAGCGCCAAAGAAGUCAUCAUCUUCCCUUGCUCUCAUUGAUGCCUCUACUAGGCUUAACGGCGCGGUCAUGGAUUCUCCACGCACAUCAGCCACCGGCCUCGUCAGUGAGCCGGCGCGGCCACAAGAGUCGACAAGUCAGCUGGAAAUACGCACAGUUCCAGGAGAGCUUCUUGAGGGACCCCCUGUUGUUCUUGUCAAGGAGACACCCGCUCCCCCCAAGCAAUAUGGCCUCUCUGUUGCAAAGGGGGCCAUUACGCACACUAGGACGGACACUGCAGGCAGUGGUAUUCUCUCCAUGAUCAACGGCUGGAUGCCCUGGAAGCCAUCUUCCAGCGCAUCCGCCCAUCACAAGGGUCUUGCCGAGGGGAGUCUCCGAGACCUCUUAAAGGUAACUGAUUACAAGGGAAAGGGGAUACUUCAAUAG
Messenger RNA from Trichoderma virens Gv29-8, 1569 nucleotides. RefSeq lists its product as uncharacterized. The transcript has a single exon. Bases 1 to 1569 code for a protein of 522 amino acids. NCBI's taxonomy places the organism in Eukaryota, Fungi, Ascomycota, Sordariomycetes, Hypocreales, Hypocreaceae. The record is from RefSeq and is a predicted model, not a curated record.